Molecule: messenger RNA, 6454 nt
Organism: Fukomys damarensis (Damara mole-rat)
Lineage: Eukaryota; Metazoa; Chordata; Mammalia; Rodentia; Bathyergidae
Gene: Adgrf1
Product: adhesion G protein-coupled receptor F1
Exons: 17
Coding region: 1250-4168 (972 amino acids)
Biological process (GO): adenylate cyclase-activating G protein-coupled receptor signaling pathway; cell surface receptor signaling pathway; neuron projection development
Cellular component (GO): plasma membrane
Molecular function (GO): G protein-coupled receptor activity
Source: RefSeq, a predicted model, not a curated record
AACACCUGUGUGCAAAGCUGUGCUCCCACCACCUGCGCCCCUUUGAAGGGCACUGCGCAGAGGGCUGCAGCGUAUGGAGAGGAGUCUGAAGCACAGCUCAUCUCAGGGAGGACCCAGGCUGUGGUCUCCUGUGGCCAGGAAGGGGGACGGUGGUGAGGACGCCUCAUGGGCAUCUGCAGAAACCACCAGCCACACAGUGACCACUAAUUAGUGAUUGGCAGCCGCGGCCAUCUCCAGAGUCCCGUGUGAGAGCGUAUUUCUCUCUGGGUGAGUUCCUUUAAGCUCUGCCUGCACCAUUAUAAACCCCAGGAUUCCCCAGCUUAACCCCUUCUCAGCCUCUAGAAAAUCCAAACACCGAUCCUCAUGGCCACUCCACCUAACUCGCUGUGUUUCCUGAGUGACAGGCUCAAAACCACAUGGCUUUUUUUCCUUUUCUCCUUCCUAAUAUAAAAAUCCACCUAUGUAAACCUCAUGUACGAAGUAACCCCACUCUCUCAGAGGAGGGAGCUGCAGAAACAAGGCAGGAAGGGUGCACAGGUCCCCUUGAUGUCCUGGUGAGUCCAUCAAGCCACAGGCUGGGCAUGGCAGAGACAGAAACCACACAGAUAGAUGAAAGCACAUCCUGUGGUUUACCAGGUUAUUAGUCAAGCGUUGGCCAUAUUCUUUUUACCCAUGAAAAUAAAAACCCUCUCAAGCAUCCCCAAAAUGAAUAGCAUGUGACCCAGUCGAGGUUCUGUGAAGAGCUCCUAAGACACAAUUCUUUUUGUUUUUUUUUUUUUGUUUUUUUUUGUACCAGGGAUCGAACUCGGGUCCUUGCUCUUAUGAAGCAGGAGCCAGAACCACUGAGCUAAAUCCCUGGCUCAGUAAGACACACUUCUUCAGAGAAAGAUGACUAUGCCCAUACGAAGCUUAGAAUAGUGACGUAAGCAUCUGCAAAAAAAGGCUUCAUUUUACUAGCAACCAAACAGAAAAAUUUAAACGCAUCUUUGCUUAACAGCCUGUCAACAGUAAGAAGAGGUAGGGGUCAGGGAGACCUGGCAGGCAUUUUUAUACCUGUCAGGGUGCAGAAGUGGUACAGCCCAGGGCCCACUGGCCCUGUCAUCAGAGCUCGAGAUGUGUGAACUCCUCCAAUUCAGAGGAAGCCUGUCUGCCUGGAUUAGGGGUCAGGAGCGGGGCUCAGCACAGGGGGCACCAGAGGGCUGGAAUUGGUGGUACCAAAAUAGCACAGUCACUUUUGUCUGUGCCCAGCAUGGAGCCCUGCAGAGCACCACUGGAGGCUGGUGGCCACAUGUUCGGCAGAACAGUUCUGACUGACUGUGAUUUCUCUCGGACACCACGUCAUCUGGAGCCUUCCAUGGGGCCUCACUCGCCCCGGCCCAGUCCUGCACCACAGGCUGCCCAGGGAGCCAGGCAGGGGCUGCUGAGAACGAGGGCCACCGUGCUGUGUCUCGUCUGCUUCUCCGUCACCGCUGCUGAGGGACACCCUGGCUUCCUGGGGAGAAAUGAAGGCUUGAAAACAAAAAGAGAACUCAGGGUGAAUGAGCCAAGGCCUCCAGGCCCAGCCCAGGAAUUCGAGGUGCUGCUGCAGGUGCCCUACAGAGACACCCCAGAGAAGGAGCUCCUGCGGAGGAGGCUGCUGGAGCUCCCUCUGGCAACCCCAUCGGCCUGCUUUCCAGGGCCCUCGAGGAUCCUGGGGGCGAAGGCUACCACGUACUGCCGCAGUCAGGAUGGGGCCGUGCGCUGUGCCUGUGAGGACACCUACACCUGGUUCCCCGCCUCCUGCCUGGACCCCCAGCACUGUCACCUGAACGCGACUGGAUCCCGCCCAAGCUGCGACUGUGGUCCCAGUAACCUCAGCCAGAGCGUCAGCUUCUGUGAGAGAGCGAAGGUCUGGGGCACUUUCAAGAUUAAGGAAACAUUUACAAAUGAACUUUUGAAUCCAUCUUCUGCUAAAUACUCUCAAUACGCAUCUAAAAGUGAAAAACAACUCGAAGAAGUAUACAAAAGAAUUCAGGAUUUUGAGUCAGUUCAUGUCACUCAGUUUCGAGCCGGCAGCAUCAUCGUGGGUUUUGAAGUCAUCGGCUCCAGCAGCACUUCCCAGCUGCUGGCUGCCCUUCAGCAGGAGUCUGCUGCAGCCCAGGCGGCGCUCAGCAAACUGUUCCCCCUGGAAGCUGGCUCUUUCAGGGUGUUCUCGAAAGCCUCGUGUCACAGUGUGGCCUUUGGCUUUGGGGCUGAGGACAGCGAGUUCACCCUGCCCUGCGGCCGCGGCUACGCUGGAAAUGUCACAGCCCGGUGCCGGUCCUCGGGGUGGCAGGUGGUGCAGGAGUCCUGUGUGCUCUCCCAGCUGCAGGAGCUGCUGCAGAACUUCAGUGCGAUUGCAGGCAACGCCACCCAGGCGGAUGUGUCGGCCUUGGUGCGAGAGCUCUCGGGCAUCCUGCAGCAGAGCCAGUCCAUCACAGCAGGGAACCUGGCUUCCGUGGUGUCACUUCUGAGCUCAGUCUCCGCCCUGUCCCUGGAGAAGGGUUUCUCAGUGUCAGAUUCGACCCUGGAGGAUGUCAUCAGCAUAGCUGACCACAUCCUAAAUUCCUCAUCCAUAACGAACUGGACGAUAUUACUGCAAGAGGAAGAACAGGCCAGCUCCCAGUUACUCCAGACGCUGGAAAACAUCGCCCUGCUAGUGCCUCCCUCUGCUCUGCCUCUGAAUUUCUCCCUGGAAUUUAUUAACUGGCAAGGGAUUCCAUGGACCCAAACCCAAGGCAAUCGCAGUUACAGCUACCAGAUUGAGAUGUUCCAAGAAGAUCACCCCCUUCCCGUCAGAGGCCAUGUUUUUAUUAGGCCAGACCAAUUCCAGGUCUCCGCUCCAAAAACUAUCGUCAGCAUGGCUUCCGUGACCUUCGGGUACAUCCUACCCAAGACCCAGGGCGACAAUGCUCGGGUUAACGGGCCCUUGAUAUCCACAGCUGUCCAAAACUAUUCCAUAAAUGAAAUCUUCGUGGGCUUCUCCAAGAUCGACACAAACCUGAGCCGGCCCCACUGUGUGUUUUGGAGUUUCAGUCAUUCGCGCUGGAGCAGCGCCGGCUGCCACCUGGUGAAUGAGACUCCGGACACAGUGCUGUGUCGCUGCACUCACCUCACCUCCUUCUCCGUGCUGAUGUCACCUUCUGUCCCUGCUGUGAUUGUCCCUGCGGUGAGAUGGGUCACCUACGUGGGCCUGGCCAUCUCCGUUGGAAGUCUCGUCUUAGGUCUGACCGUCGAGGCUCUGUCUUGGAAACAGCUCAGGAACACCCAGAUCUCACACACACGCCACAUUUGCAUGGUGAACGUAGCCCUAUCCCUCUUGAUUGCUGACGUCUGGUUCAUUGUCGCUGUCACCGUAGACACCAGCGCCGGCCCCUCUGGAGUCUGCAUAGCCGCCAUCUUCUUCACUCAUUUUUUCUACCUCUCCUUGUUCUUUUGGAUGCUGGUGCUCGGCGUCCUGCUGUCUUACCGCAUCGUCUUCGUGUUCCACCACAUGGCCAUGCCUUCGAUGAUGGCCAUUGGAUUCUGCCUGGGCUAUGGGUGCCCCCUCGUCAUAGCCGUCAUCACCGUUGCGGUCACACAACCUAGCAACAGCUACAGCAGGAAGGACGUGUGUUGGCUCAACUGGUCCGAUGGGAGCAAACCUCUCCUAGCUUUUGCUGUCCCUGCGCUGACUAUUGUGGCUGUGAACCUGGUGGCGGUGCUGCUAGUGCUCUCAAAGCUCUGGAGGCCAGCCAUCAGAGAGAGGGUGACCCAGAAUGACAAAGCCACCAUCAUCCGCGUGGGGAAGAGCCUCCUCGUCCUGGCGCCUCUGCUGGGACUCACCUGGGGCUUUGGCAUCGGAACCAUGGUGGACAGCCAGAACCCAGCCUGGCACGUUGUCUUCGCACUGUUCAAUGCGAUCCAGGGUUUUUUCAUCUUCUGCUUUGGAAUACUCCUGGAUAAUAAGCUGCGGCGACUUCUGAUCAGCAAGUUGUCUCCAUUAAGCCGUUGGAAGCAAACACAGAAGCAAAAUCCCUCGGAUGUAUUGGCCAAACCCAAAUACGUAAACUCCUUCCAACCGUUGAAAGACAAAGGCAAGUAUACACUUUCUCAUACUGGAGAUUCUGCCAGCAACAUCACAUUAACUCAGUUUCUAUCAACUGAAUAAGGCCAGGGAUCCUAAAACCAAAGAAUGCUGUUUGGAGCAACUUGACAUUUAAAGCUAAAUGUCGGAGAGGAAAGUCAGCUUCUUAUCAGAUGAGAUAUUCUGACCAAGGAGCAGAACAGAGUGGUCACAGCGGCUUCAUCAUUGCCUCCUUUAUCUUGAAUUCAAUGGAAGAUUUAUUUCAAGGUGGCUUGAGAUUACUCCCUAAGUGCAAAGAGUUGGCUUUGUUGGAAAUUUUGUCAGUUGUCCCUUCUUCUCACGACCACAAGAUGUGGUUUACUUUUUCAUAAAAUGACCUUGUCUACACAGCCUUUCCAAUCAUGGAUUGGAAUAAGAAGACUUCACAAGCUAGCCUUAGGUGACUGCGUUGACUUUCUUUUCAAAAAGUUCUCGGUGCAUAUUUCCUAGAGAAAAGGCAUUUUCCUUCCAAAUUUUCCAGUUGGAUUUUAUGCUUUUUUUUUUUCUUCAUGGGUUUAAUUCCUUCACCCUGAAAGUUGAUCCGAGAUAAAAUAAAAAUUUCCAUUUUGAUAGCUUUGUAGCCAUUUAUGAAGGACAAUAAUGUGAUUUGAUGUGGAACGGAGCAUUUUACAGUUUACAGUGUAUUUUUGCAUGGUCUCCAACCCAGAAAAUGAAGUAUCCGGGUGGACUUUGGGCAGAGAUAAGGAAAGUGAAGUCAUUCACCAAAGCGAAGCCAGUACAGGAGGAUCAGAGUUACUUUAGCACUGGGAUCCUAGCACAAGUCUGCAGCCCCAUAACAACCUUGAGUGUACAAUCCUAGGAAAUCUCUGUGAGAUUAGUUACAUGGUUCAUUGCUGAUUCCCAGAAUUCUAACUGUGUGAGAGGGGAAUGGAGGGAUAGUUUGGCUAUCAGCUUCCAGGGUUGUGCCUCCAACAUCUGGAUUGUCUCCCUCACACCUUUUGGAGAUGCCUUUUGGAAGUGAUUUGCAUAUAUAGCCAGAACUGCUUUAGGGUGAGGGGCAGAGCAGCACGUGAGGGGAUGCUAAAAAGCAGCAUUUCCCUCCCAUAUUUCUGUCACUCUGAGCCCAACCCAGCGUCAGCCCUCACUGCAGGGCCUAGAGGACCCAAGCUGCACAGUCCCCUGACUGUUUUGAAAGCUGCAGUGUUCAGAGUGUUCCGUAGUUUCUAACAUGAAAAGCCUCGACCAGAUAAAGAUAUUCUGGGGAAAUUCUUCCAUGGGGAGUGGGUUACACAGGCACCUGUAGAGAGAAUUCGAGUUCAAAUCUCCACAAAGCACCAAGGAACAGCACAAAUGAAAUGGCAAGUGAGACGUUGGAAGAAAAGAACUGGGACCACUUAGACAGAUCUGUACCUCAUGAACAUAUCCAAGAACCAGAAGAGAGUUUGAUGAGAAAGAUAACCUUAGGAGACAGCUGCUCUGCAACCCUCCUCAUCCCACCUUGUUUGGUGACAGAAGGGGGGCUUUGCCUCACCACCAACGUGGGGAAAGAACCUCAUGAUCACCUUCUAUGGAACACAGCACAUGAGGUGGCAUAUGUGGCUGCUGGUGUCUGAUUCUUGCCUGGAUGGGGCUGGGGCUCUGUGUUCAGAUUGGCUGCACACCAGUGCUUCUCAGGGCCAAGGGUUUGUGUGCGCUUCCUGUGGACCAUGGUAAGACGGGCAAGAGAGCCCACGUAGGGCUGCGAGGUCCUGGGAGACAGCCAUCCAAAGAGGGGAAGGAAGCCAGCUUCAGAGUUUGGAUGUGAUGCCAGGCAUGGGGUGAGGAUGGAGUCGCAAGUGACCAGCUUGAGGGACCUGCAGGCGAGAGACCAGAACUGGGGGAAUCCUGAGGGUUAGAGCAGUUAUCACGUGAUAUCACCUCACCUGACACCAGGUGACGGUGGCCCCAUCUCAAGCAUUGACUCACUCGUGCCUGUGGUGGGGGAAGGGGAGGUGGAGAACCUCAGACUCUGGGGUGGGAAAGAAAAGUGGGAAAACUAAGGGGAAAAGCAAGCAAGGAAUAAGUGCGGGUUAUACAGUCAGAUCAAGGCACGGCUCAGCUGGAGAAGAAAUGUUUAAUACUGGAUCCCUUGUCACUUCUCAUCACAUGAUUCUCAAGUAUUUAAAUUUAUCAAAAUGCCCCCAUUACCUGGGCACAUAGGAGUCCUGGAGCACAUCUGGGGAUGAGGAAGUCUCCCACCGAAUAGCUUUUGUAAAGAUAAUUAGGCAAAAAACAAAAUGUUUGAUCCCAUACCAUGUACCUUGCUUGUCUAAAUCACUAAUUACACACAUUUACCUAAAAAUUCUCCUAAAACGGUAAAAAAUCAAAAAA